Molecule: messenger RNA, 914 nt
Organism: Hermetia illucens (black soldier fly)
Lineage: Eukaryota; Metazoa; Arthropoda; Insecta; Diptera; Stratiomyidae
Gene: Gem2
Product: protein Gemin2
Exons: 2
Coding region: 123-866 (247 amino acids)
Biological process (GO): spliceosomal snRNP assembly; spliceosomal complex assembly
Cellular component (GO): SMN complex; nucleus; spliceosomal complex
Source: RefSeq, a predicted model, not a curated record
CUUCACAUCUACCUAAAAGUUGUCAUCUGUCAGGUGUUGGGUUUCGUUGUUUGUUCGCGAUUGUUUUGAUUACGUAUUUCUAAAAUUUUGUAUUGAAUGUGAUAUAUUGUUGUGCUCCCACAAUGGAGGUUGAAUCUUUUCAAAAGCAAGCGCUAGUGGUUGAAAUGCCAGACGAGGAUUUCGAUCCAAACAUAGAGCCAACCACGGGCGAGGAGUAUCUGAAGAAAGUCAUCCACGAACGAUAUCACUGCCCAGCGGUAGUCGUUAAGAAAACGGGAGUUAAAAGGCCUUUGGCGCCUCCAUCUGGCCUCCAGUUACUGCUUUCGGACCAGAUUGUCGACAGUUCGGAAGAAGCGCUCCGCCCAACACCUGAGUGGAAGCACUACCAAUUGAAGGACUUCACCAAGUUGCGAAACAAAAUCACCAACCUCCGCCGGAAGCUUGCUGAGAAUGGAUUCACGUCUGAAGAUAUGGCUCCCCUAACUGACGAUGAGGACGAGUGGAAGCGUUUUUGCCAAACGAACGAGCCCUUGCUUCGAACGGUCCUCCGUAUUGAUCAGCGAUCUCUAGAAUGUCUUCUGGAAUUCGAGUCAAACUGGCUACGGGAGUAUCGUGAUGAGGAAACCAAACUAGACCUACUAGAGAGUGAUAGGUGGCUCGGGAUGUGGAUCUAUUCGACGCUGGCGUGCCUGCAUCUGCCAUUGGAGCCGACUGUUUUCAGUAUGCUACGAGACAUUGCGAAAAGUUGCGUUCUUUUGAGGAAUAGGUUGAGUAAGGAGCAGGAGGAGGAUGCUAGCCCUUUGAAUUUGUUUAUAUUUUUAAUUUCAAAAUAUUUUAAUCAGCUGGACCUAGCCGAGUUUGUAUGAAGUUGAGAUGUUGAACUUGGAAAUAGAUUUUAUAAACCAUGACUGAAA